AUGGGGGAAGCAAAAUACAAGGAGCCGUUUGUAGACGCUGAACCCAAAUUCAUACACACACAACACGCCGAUCGAUACCAAAGAGAAUUUAAUCUCCUGACCCGAUUUGGGCUUCAAUCCAAUGUUAUCCGUGUGGCAUCAUACGCCAACCUCAACGAGAAAGCGGUGCUUUCAAAAGCACUGCUUUAUCCAGCCCUUCGAAAAGUCGUUCAAAAAUAUCCCGAGCUGGGCAUGACUUAUUUCAGUGGCCCCUCCGAAAAGAAAAAAUCUCAGCAUCGGUGUUUUUUGGGUGUCUUGCCUCGCAUUAAUCUUGAUGACCAUGUUGAAUUCCUUGAAAUUCCCCCAGAAGAAGAAAAAGCAGGUCUCACUGCAACUAUCGAGCGUUAUCACGGCUUUUGGUUUGAUCCAUCCACAAAGCCGCUAUGGAGGCUUGUCAUAGUCAAUGGAAGACAUGCGAUGCUGGUAUUUGACCACUUUAUUACCGAUGGACGCGGAAGCACUUUCAUCCUCGAUGCCCUGCUACAGGCACUUAACUCACCGACCGAAGACCAUCUUAACUCCUCUAUUGUUGAAAUGACCACAGAGGUAAAGGGUUAUCCUGAGGUAGAUCCGGUGAAAUUAUACGGAUCGGGACCAUCAGUCCUUUUUGCGAUCGCGAGCUACAUAUGCUUCUGGUGUAUUCAGUUCUUCUAUCGCGGGACCGAUGUCUUUUUCUGCGAUGCCAGAUAUCAGGAGCGACAUCUUGUUCUCAGCGAUCCCAAAAAAGAAGACAACCUAGUCACGACAAAGGUUCACACGCUCCGCCUGGAAGCUGACACGAUGGAAAAAUGCCUUCGCGCUUGUCGCAAACACCAGACCUCAUUCACUAGCCUUUUGCACACGCUCAUUAAAGUGAGUCUGGCGGCAGACUUCUACCCCAAAGCCAAGUUCAGUCAUUCCGAGACUGUCGUCGAUGUGCGCCCUUAUCUCCUCAAACAGGAGAGGGAAAAUACUAUGAGCACUGCAGUGUCCAUGAUCUCGAGUUUUGACUGGCUAUCGCAGUUCCGACAAGCAGGUCAAAGUUCUGAUUCAAUGGGCCAAAUCCCAAUUGAUGCAGAUGCAUUAUGGGAACUUGCACGCAAACAUAAGGCUCAUGUGGUCAAUGAUUUGCACCACAAGAAGUCUUGGAUGAAAGCGUGGCUCUCCAUCGACCUGAUUGGGAACGACGAUGAAGAUUAUGUUUCUCAACUACUACCAGGCCUGAAGGUCGUUCAGAAAUCCACAUUUUCUGUAUCGAAUCUCGGCGCUUUCGACGGUCAGUCAGGCCCUGGACCCUGGACCAUCUCCAACAUGGAGUUCUCAGCGGGUGCCAUCAAAGCAGGCUACGGGCCGAAUUUGACCUUCAAUGUUUCAGGUGUUCGAGAUGCUGCCACCGUAAUUCAUGUUAGCAAUGAGGAAGGAUCUUUGUCAAGUGAUUUUGUCGCUUCCCUUCUUGAGAGGAUCGAGAAACGAUUGCUGGCAGUUAUCUAA
This is a messenger RNA of Penicillium expansum, 1509 nucleotides long. Its product is annotated as Alcohol acetyltransferase. The record is from RefSeq and is a predicted model, not a curated record. The transcript is spliced from 2 exons. NCBI's taxonomy places the organism in Eukaryota, Fungi, Ascomycota, Eurotiomycetes, Eurotiales, Aspergillaceae. The coding region runs from base 1 to 1509 and encodes 502 amino acids.